AUGGACUUGCGUACUACAUAUGCAUCCACGAAGUUGGAGCCAUUUUACGCUAGCAGUGGUGCUAUAGCGUCUGUUAGCGAGGAUGGAAAGCUGCUAGCGACACCAGUGGUGGACAAAAUCAAUAUUGUGAGCUUGCAAGAGCCCCGGAGGAUUUUGCACUCUAUCGAGACGGACGAUGAGCAAGAUAUCACAGCGUUGCAAUUGACGCCGGAUGGAGAGUACUUGUGUUUUGUUUCGCAAGCGCAAUUGUUGAGAGUGUAUUCGUUGAAAGAGGAAAGAGUAAUUAGGUCUAUGAAGGUUUCGUCGCCCGUUUAUGUGAUGGCAUGCGAUGAGACGUCGACGCUUCUAGCGCUAGGUGGUACUGAUGGUAGUGUGAGUGUGGUUGAUAUUGAGAAGGGGUUUGUGACGCAUUCUUUGAAGGGACACGGCGCGACGAUUUCCAGUGUGAAGUUUUAUGGAGAGUUGAACAGCGAGACGUGGAAGCUUGGAUCUGGUGAUACGAACGGUAUGGUGAAGGUGUGGGACUUGGUGAAGCGUGCGUGCCAGUUUACUGUUCAGGAGCAUACUACUGCUGUGAGAGGGCUAGAUUUCCGUCCAGUUGGUGAUGGUGAUGGGGAGAAAGUGCAGUUGUUGUCUGGUGGUAGAGAUAAUAUUGUGAACUUGUACGAGUUUGGGAAGAGCCAGAAGAAGUGCAAGUUGCUCAAGACUGUUCCUGUGAACGAGCAAGUGGAGUCUUGUGGGUUCACGCACGAGCCGGAAGUGUUCUACUGUGCUGGUGGUGGUGCUGUGUACCAGCUAGUUUCGCUCGUGUCGGGGAAAGUGGUGAAGCAAACCAGGGCCCCAAUUGAAGAGCUCUUUAUCAUCGGGACGCUACCGAUACUGCACGGGACGAAGCAGUACCUAGUGUUUUCGGACCAGACGUUGUUCUUGAUCGAUAUAGAGGAGGCUUUAAGCUCAGACAAUUCAGAGUACAUUGAAGUCGAGGGCAAAAUCGCCGGUAACCACGGUACCAUUGCCGAUAUCAGGUUUGUGGGUCCGAACCUCGACAAGCUAGCGCUAGCGACGAACUCUCCCACGCUAAGAAUCAUUCCAACUCCGUUGUCGAGAGACCCAGAAGAACAAGGAGAUCAAGAAGAGUUCCCUAUCGAGGUGAGCAUGUACGAGCAACACACGGACUUGUUAAACUCGUUGGAUGCUACCAGCGACGGUAUGUGGGUAGCCACUGCAUCUAAGGACCACACCGUGGUGCUAUGGAAGUACUACCGCGACCUGGAAGAGUUUUUCCCGUACGCCAAGUUUGUUGGCCACGUAGGGUCCGUGACCGCUGUGGGGCUCCCACAUGUGAUGCCUCGCCAAUGGCCCGAGUUCGUGCUUACCGCAUCGAACGACCUAACGAUCAAGAAAUGGAGGGUUCCCAAGCCGGCAGCAGCCACAGGGGGUGAGGAGGAAGGUGAUCAGCCAUUGGACGAGCCUAUCGUUGUGAAGACUUCCGAGUACACGAGACGCGCGCACGAGAAGGACAUCAAUGCGCUUUCGAUAGCACCAAACGACUCUGUUUUCGCUACAGCAUCCUACGACAAGACGUGCAAAGUGUGGAACCUCGAUGACGGUGAGUUCUUGGCCACUUUGGCCAACCACAAGCGUGGGUUGUGGGACGUUGCGUUCUGCCAGUACGACAAGCUCUUGGCCACAUGUUCCGGUGACAAGACGAUCAAGAUCUGGUCCUUGGACACGUAUGCGGUGGUGAAGACGUUGGAAGGACACACGAAUGCGGUGCAGCGGUGUUCGUUCAUCAACAAGAACAAGCAGCUGAUAAGUACUGGUGCGGAUGGUCUUGUGAUACUGUGGGAUUUGUCCACUGGGGAAGCCGUGAAGACGCUUGACGCCCACAACAACAGGAUCUGGGCUCUAGCGGUGAUGAACGAUGGAGAGUCGUUUGUGACAGCCGAUGCUGAUGGGUUCUUUGAGUUCUGGAGGGACAACAGCGAGGAAGAACAAGAGCGUAACAUGGAGCAAGAGAAGUUGAAGAUCGAGCAAGAACAAUCGUUACAGAACUAUUUGGCCGAGGGAGACUGGACCAAUGCGUUUUUGCUUGCGAUGACGUUAGACCAUCCAAUGAGAUUGUACAAUGUGCUUAGAAGGACGAUCAACUUCUCGUCCGAGGCCAGUGAUGACUCAAUUGUAUUCAACAAGGAAAUCGAUGAGCUUGUUGGUAAGUUGGACAAGGACCAGAUUCUGAUGCUUGUGAAGAGAUGCAGGGACUGGAAUACGAAUGCGAGAACGCACACUGUGGCGCAGAAGAUGAUCAGGUGCAUUCUACUGAGACAGAACAUCGAAGAGCUCAGCGAGAUUCCUGGUCUUGUGCGGAUAGUCGAGUCUAUAAUUUCGUAUGCUGAGAGACACUACGCGAGGGUGGACAACCUGGUGCAAGACAGUUAUAUUUUGGACUAUGCGUUGGUCCAGAUGGACAAGUUGUUGUAG
Kluyveromyces marxianus DMKU3-1042 is the source of this 2481-nucleotide messenger RNA. RefSeq names its product U3 snoRNA-associated protein UTP13 (gene UTP13). Gene Ontology annotation, cellular component: nucleolus; 90S preribosome; small-subunit processome. The record is from RefSeq and is a predicted model, not a curated record. Gene Ontology annotation, molecular function: U3 snoRNA binding; protein binding. Lineage: Eukaryota; Fungi; Ascomycota; Saccharomycetes; Saccharomycetales; Saccharomycetaceae. The transcript has a single exon. Gene Ontology annotation, biological process: endonucleolytic cleavage in 5'-ETS of tricistronic rRNA transcript (SSU-rRNA, 5.8S rRNA, LSU-rRNA); endonucleolytic cleavage to generate mature 5'-end of SSU-rRNA from (SSU-rRNA, 5.8S rRNA, LSU-rRNA). Bases 1 to 2481 code for a protein of 826 amino acids.